This is a messenger RNA of Heterotrigona itama, 666 nucleotides long. The record is from the annotation of a GenBank genome assembly. Lineage: Eukaryota; Metazoa; Arthropoda; Insecta; Hymenoptera; Apidae.
AUGUCGACUUCCGACUCGUUUCUUAGAAGCAAAAUAGAACAAAAUAAUUUCUAUUGCAGCGAGCAACCGCAAAAGCUGCGUAAACCGGAAGUGCACAUGGUACCAGCGCUGUCAACUAUAGCACCAACCUGGUCAGGCACGGCGAUAAUAAAUUUAAACAUGGAAGAUAUAUCUCUAAAUGAUUAUAAGGGAAAGUACUUGAUUAUGUUAUUUUAUCCCUAUGAUUUCACGUUCAUCUGCCCCACAGAAAUAAUACAGUUCAAUGACCGAAUUGAGGAAUUCAAUAAAUUAGGCUGUCACUUAGUUGCGAUUUCUACGGACUCUCUGUACACACAUUUAGCAUGGAUUAUUACACCCCGGAAGCAAGGAGGUCUAGGUGAAAUGAGAAUGCCCGUUUUAUCAGAUAAAAAUCAAAAUAUAUCGAGAAUGUAUGGAAUACUCGACGAAAAAGAAGGAGUAUCUCUGAAGGGACUGUUCAUCAUCGAUAAAAACCAGUUAAUUCGACAUAUCACGAUCAAUGAGAUAUGUCUGGCUCGUUCUGUCGACGAGACUCUACGAAUUUUAGAAGCGUGUAAAUUCGUCGACGAAUUUGGAAAAACUUGUCCUGCUGGUCCGAGGGAAAGACUAAGCAUUACAAAUAACGAAUCAACCUAUUUUAAUAUAUAA